Trichoderma breve is the source of this 1446-nucleotide messenger RNA. RefSeq lists its product as uncharacterized. Lineage: Eukaryota; Fungi; Ascomycota; Sordariomycetes; Hypocreales; Hypocreaceae. Bases 1 to 1446 code for a protein of 481 amino acids. Gene Ontology annotation, biological process: regulation of transcription by RNA polymerase II. The transcript has a single exon. The record is from RefSeq and is a predicted model, not a curated record. Gene Ontology annotation, molecular function: DNA-binding transcription factor activity, RNA polymerase II-specific; RNA polymerase II cis-regulatory region sequence-specific DNA binding. Gene Ontology annotation, cellular component: nucleus.
AUGCGACAGCAAGCCGAGCCGAGCCUCUCAGCUGCUACAGGCACAACCUGCCCAAGCGCCUUUCCAAGCGACAAGCCCUUGAACGCUAUACCCAUGCAGACAUCGCACUAUAUGAACAUGAACAAUAUGAAGUAUGAAUCAGCUAAGUUACCAGGGCGCAUUGACAAUGUUACUGCUGAUAAUUGGAUGCCUCACCCAAUGACAAAGCUAGAAGGAUCACAGAUGAUGCCCGUAGCUGGCAGCGGUUAUACUGCUCAGCCGCCGCAGCCUCGGCUCAAUCACAGCUACGGCGCGCAGAAUUCUCCUGCCGAUCGCCCUAAUCGCCAUCGUCGCACCGAGUCAGCGGCAAGCAUCGCGAGCGCGGCCAGCAUCGCCGAUAUCAAUAUCGAUGAGACGCGAACCGAGACAGGGGUCACUGUCGAAGAGAUUGCCCAGUUCAUCCAGGGACCCGAGACGACAGACGGCAAGUGGACUUGUCUGUUCGAGGACUGCGGGAAACAGUUUGGCCGCAAAGAGAACAUCAAGUCCCACGUCCAGACACAUCUCAACGACCGCCAGUACCAGUGCCCGGCCUGCAUGAAGUGCUUUGUUCGGCAGCACGAUCUCAAGAGACACGCCAAGAUUCACACUGGGAUCAAGCCGUACCCUUGCGACUGCGGCAACAAGUUUGCGCGACAUGAUGCUCUCACGAGACACCGUCAGCGAGGCAUGUGUGUCGGCGCCUUUGAUGGCAUUGUGAGGAAGAGCGUGAAGAGAGGACGACCUAAGAAGAAUCGUCCGGAAUUGGACGCGCGACUUGAGAAAUCCGCAAAGACCAGGAAGAAAAACAUGUCCAUCAGCUCCAUCUCUUCGUUUUCGGGCUAUUCGGACAUUUCAAACGUUGGCUCUCCCGGAUAUGAACUCGAUGUGCUGGAUGAGGUGCUGGAUAUUGAAAUCGAACGUGAAGUUGAACCACCGCGCUCGGUCUCGUCGGCCCCGAUGCCCAGUCUACCCACUCCACCAGUCAACAGCACCGUCGUCGCAUCUCCUUCAACUUCAGAAGCCAGUGUGCACUCAUAUGUAUCCCCGGAAGCGAUCAUGGAGAGGGCCUCACAUCCUUCUUCUCCCGGAAAGAGCACACCAGGUCAUUACAACACGCCACCCGGUCUCUCUCAGUCAUCGUCAUCGCCGCCCUCUCAUUUCUUCGAGCUGGAUCCCGCCACAUCAACAACGGCGGAUGAAGUCGUCAGCUUCCCCGCCGGCGGCAUGAUGAUGGGCUUGACAACAAUGGGCGCACCUUUGCCCCUGAGCAUCAGCGAACAGGAAGACGAUCUACUUCGCCAGUUCACCAACGACGACAGUUUCAUCCCGCUGGAUCGUGACCAGAGCCUGAUGAUGAUGCCCAAAUUCGACGAAUUCAACGGUGUAGCCGUCAGCAUGCUCAACGACAACGGCUAUUACUUUUGA